Messenger RNA from Psammomys obesus (fat sand rat), 1741 nucleotides. It is a transcript of the gene Ppp1r36, whose product is annotated as protein phosphatase 1 regulatory subunit 36. Gene Ontology annotation, biological process: negative regulation of phosphatase activity. The transcript is spliced from 11 exons. NCBI's taxonomy places the organism in Eukaryota, Metazoa, Chordata, Mammalia, Rodentia, Muridae. Gene Ontology annotation, molecular function: phosphatase binding. Bases 213 to 1430 code for a protein of 405 amino acids. The record is from RefSeq and is a predicted model, not a curated record.
UGCACCUAGUUGUCCCAAUUAAGGCAUAGAGUGAGGGUUUUUAAUGGGGGUUACCACAGUAAACUUCAAGUCCAGGCAAGCCCGGACACGACUUGGGGAGAGACUAGCAGAGCGCUCGGGGUCCUCCUCCGGCGGAAGCCCCGCCCCUUCGAAACCCCCGGCGGCUUGGUAGUUUCCCAGGCGACGGCGACGCUGUGGUCGUGGAUGGGACCAUGACCUUUUUCCCGGAGCUUUACGUGAAGAAGAGGAAAUAUGACGGGCCAUCCUCCGCCCGUCUGGAUCAGUAUGGAUUACGGUUAGGGAUGUGGUACUGGAAAGAGGAAACCAAAACUCUGGAAUUUAAAAGUUUCACACCUGCUAUAGAAUUCAAGGAGAAAAGCAAGAAAGGGAAGGCAGUUCACUUUGCUGAGAUGGAUGGCGCGACAUCAGAAAGGCUGACAGAUAAAAGGUUUGCCUCCAGGGACGAAAAGUCAGUGAAGGCCUCGGAGAAAAAAAGCCAACAGGGCAAUGUCACGCUGGAGGACGUUAAGUUUGUGGCACUGUUUUUACUCCAGGACACUGAAAUGCAAAGGAUCUACUCUUUCACAACCUUUAUGAGGAAUAAGAAUCUUGACAGCUUCCUCAUGGCACUCUUGUACUAUAUGUCUUACUACUUGGAGAAAAUAGCAAUAGAAAAGAAGCCCCAAAGCUACAUGGUAGGCCUAGUAGAGAAGAAAGAGAUAGAGCUGGUUAUGAGCAAGUUAGAAGACGCACAGAAGUACCUGGCGCAGAAGUACUGUGUCCUGGUGCUGGGCGUCGGUAUGGCGGAUAAACAUCACAUGAACUGUGGCAAGGAGAAAAUCUCAGACACACAGAAAGACUGGAAAUUCUUUGAGUCCUUUUAUACUUUCUGUACGUGUGUAGCUUGGGUUGUCUUCCGACGUCAGUACCUAAGAGAGAUUGAGGAGGAAAUAGGGAGGCUUUUCCGUACCAAUAUGUUUAACAUUCCUCGAAGGAGGCACGAGGAUGAGGAAUCAGGAGGAGAGAAGAAGCGCAUGACGUUGGUGCAGUUCAGGAGAAUGAUGGCAAAACGUCCAGCAAUUAAAAAGGCCAUGGACAUGCGUUCCCCGGUCUUGUCAACACUGCUGCCGUCUCUCAGAGAAAAGGCGCAGCAUAUCGCUGAGAAAAAGUAUGUGGCAGGCAUCAAGCUCCCACCCCGAGUAAAGGGGGGCAUAGCAAAUCUGGAGUCUGUGCCUAUACCAGUAGUUGGCAUCUUGGGAGAGCCUCGGAAUCUGUUCAACCCUCAUACUCUCCUCCCCAGAGAGACAGAGGAAAAUGGAAAACAGGGCGGAAGAAGCGCUUCCAUAAUAGAGAGAAAUAACGCACAGGUUCAGGAAAAGCUGAACUUAGUCAUGGCAACACUGUCAUUGCAUAGCACCGGCCCUAAAUAACCCACUUUGUAUCAGUCCUUUAUUCAGAUCUCUGUAUUUGAAUUAAAUUACUCUGACUUAACACUUAGUUCAUACUGGAUUAAUAUUUAUCAUGAAAUAGCUGUUUGAAGGCACACGUCUUUAAUCCCAGCACUCAGGAGGCAGAGGAAGGUGGAUCUCUUUGAGUUCGAGGCCAGCUUGGUCUACAAAGCGAGUCCAGAACAGCCAAGGCUACACAGAGAAACCCUGUCUCAAAAAAUAGCUGUUUGAAUUGUUCACAAUUUUUUUUCUCAGCUAGUAAAAGCUAAUAACUUGUUUAUUAAAGAUUUUUA